AUGAUAAUCGUAGUCAGUGUUACUCUAAAAAGAGACACUAUCGAAACUGGUUCAACGUCGAGAUCAUCGUCAAGAAUGGACAUUGACCAACGUUUACAAUACCUUUUAUAUUGUACCAAUUAUUUCAUUGCAAAUAAAAUGAAAAAGGAAAGAGAAAGUAAUGGAGACGUAGUUACGAAUGACAAACCACCAGUGACGACCGAACAUAAUGGUAAUAACAACUAUUACACAACGGCAAACAUUAAUAACAACUUGAUCAUCUAUGAAAUACUCAAAGUGAUCCAUGAUUUGAAUAUUACCAAAUCCAAACCAAUUCUGUGCAAGUCGAUCCAAGAGAUUAUAAAGUCAAUCUCGAGUGACCAACAUAUUGGAAAGGAUAAAAUCAUAUCACAAUUUAAAGUAAUUAGUGAUGAUGAUUACCAUACCUUUUACAUCCAACUAUGUCAAUAUGGAACACUUGACAUGAUCCAAUUAUUCCAUCAAAUGAAACAAGAAGAGACAAGUACCACAUCACAUGUUGAUACAUCGAAUGAUCAUGGAUUGGUUGCCGGACCCAAGAGAAUUGUGGCAUCAGCGUCAUCAGCAUUGCUGUUGGAUAAUGGAGUGUUAUUCAACUAUGUGUUAAAUAGAGGUGAUAUGGAUACUAUUAGGUAUCUUAAGGAUAUUGGAUUAAACACAAAGUAUAGUGUCAAUAAUCGUGGCGACGAUCCAAUAGUCCCCAAGACAAUGGAGAUAUUAGAGUAUAUUUAUCAACUCGACAGACAUUUACAUCGAGUGAUUGUACAUCCACUCUUUCACGACAAGUAUCAAUUACCACCAUGUCUCUCAUCAGAUAUGGUGCGGUUCAUAUACGACCACAUUGAACUUGAGGAAAAGGUGUUAUUGUACAGAGACUUUUUACAUCGAUCGAUUGUACUCAACGACUAUAAGUUGUUUGACCACAUGUUGAAUGGCGACCAAGCCUUGUUGGAGCAUUCACCACUACUGGUGCAGCAGCAACUCGAAACACUAGUCUAUAGUAUCAUUGUACACGACCGGUCUCGUUUAAUGGUACGAUCAAUCAUGUCACACAAGAUGCCACUCCAAUUACAACAACUUGAAGAGUCUGUGUGGAAGUUGGUUGGUGAGACUGGUGACAUUGAAAUAUUUGAUUGGAUCAUUCGAGAUAACCAACUAGUGUCUAUUAUCGGCCAACCGGAUCUCAACACCCGUAUGCAUGUAUGUCUGCGCGAGGCAUAUGCUAAUGGUCAAGUCGAAUUCAUUCAACACCUCUAUAGCAAGUUGACACCCCAUCUCCAAGACGAGGAUAUCAAACACCAUACCUACCUUUUAUCGUCGAUUGCCAACCAUCACGUCUCUAUUCUUGUAUUUCUACACCAACACUAUCCAUUAUUAUUUGAAUCACUAAAGCAAGAGAUUCUAAUUGAAUCUAUUAAAAGUAACUCGAUCGCCAUGGUCGAGUUUACUUUGGGGACGUCGUCCAAGUCAGACUUGAUGUUGGACCAACUCGAACCACUCCACGAUCAAAUCAUGGAAUCACUCAUCCGUACAAAAUCACACGCAAUGAUAAAGUUUCUUCAUACAAAAGGGUUUGGUAUUCAAUCCCAAAAACUAAUGGCCUUGUCACCUGUUAAAAGAAAUCCUUCCCUAUUCCAAUUAUUUAAUAAUUUAAAUAACCUAAAUUUAAAUAAAUAA
Molecule: messenger RNA, 1695 nt
Organism: Cavenderia fasciculata
Lineage: Eukaryota; Evosea; Eumycetozoa; Acytosteliales; Cavenderiaceae
Exons: 2
Coding region: 1-1695 (564 amino acids)
Source: RefSeq, a predicted model, not a curated record